AUGAAACAGACUCUUAGCGAACUGAUGAGGAUGAGCAGGAUAUGCCGGAUGGUAUUUGCCACCUGUUUGGGAUCCUUUAUUCUGGUCAUCUUUUAUUUCCAAAGUAUGUUCCAACCAGUCAUGAGGAGAAACCCCUUCGUGGUGGACGGCUGCUGUAGGAAGGGGUCACGCAACGCCCUGCAGGAGCUCUACAACCCCACACAGCCGGAGCUGUCCGGAGCAGCCGUCCUCCACCAAGCCAGGAGGGAUCAGGUUGUGGAUGCCUGUCGAGUCUACAGUGCGUCCAGCCGUAAGCGCAGAGUCCUGACACCCGGAGACCUCAAACACCUUGUGGUGGACGAGGACCACGAGCUCAUCUACUGCUAUGUCCCCAAGGUGGCCUGUACCAACUGGAAACGCGUCAUGAUGGUGCUCACAGGCCGGGGCAAAUACAGUGAUCCAAUGGAAAUCCCAUCCAGUGAAGCCCACGUUCCCUCCAACCUGAAGACUCUGAACCAGUACAGUAUUGCUGAGAUCAACCACCGCCUCAAGAACUACCUCAAGUUCCUCUUUGUUCGCGAGCCCUUCGAGAGGCUGGUCUCCGCAUACCGCAACAAGUUCACCCUCAAGUACAACUCGUCCUUCCACAAGCGCUUCGGCACCCGCAUCAUCCGGCGCUACCGCAAGAACGCCACACAUGAAGCCCUGCUCAACGGUGCUGAUGUUAAAUUCAAAGAAUUCACUGAGUACCUGGUGGACCCGGCCACGCAGCGCGAUGGCCCACUCAACGAGCACUGGCAGACCGUGUACCAGCUUUGUCACCCAUGUCACAUCCAUUACGACCUGGUGGGCAAGUAUGAGUCACUGGAAGAAGACGCAAACUACUUAUUGCGGCUGGUGGGUGUUGGAGACUCCCUGCGCUUCCCGAGCUACGCCAAGUCCACUCGUACUACCGAUGCCAUGACAGCCCAGUUCUUCAGCAAUAUCAGCACUCAGCAGCAGAUCCAACUCUCCCAGCUUUACAAGUUGGACUUCCUCAUGUUUAAUUACUCCACACCCAGCUACCUCCGGCUGGACUAAUGGAGGACAGGGCUGGGACUCUGAGAAUGUCUGCCUUGUUUAAGGAGUGGCAACAAAAUGAGUGAUGGGCAGAAUUUUUUGGAAGCAAACUUGAUUUUAAAAAACUGUUGUCCUACCUUGCA
Micropterus dolomieu (smallmouth bass) is the source of this 1181-nucleotide messenger RNA. RefSeq names its product carbohydrate (chondroitin 4) sulfotransferase 11 (gene chst11). Lineage: Eukaryota; Metazoa; Chordata; Actinopteri; Centrarchiformes; Centrarchidae. Gene Ontology annotation, molecular function: sulfotransferase activity. The coding region runs from base 1 to 1059 and encodes 352 amino acids. Gene Ontology annotation, biological process: carbohydrate biosynthetic process; proteoglycan biosynthetic process. The transcript is spliced from 4 exons. Gene Ontology annotation, cellular component: membrane. The record is from RefSeq and is a predicted model, not a curated record.